AUGACUAGUAUUCAGCCUCUGCUACAAAAAUCAGAGUCCAAGGAUGAUGUUCGUGCCGAGUUUGAGCGAGGUUUGGAGGAAUUCAUGCGCGGGCACUUGGACGAGUGCAUCUCAUUUGGGUCAUGCAGUUCUGUUCACAACGAAGAAGACGAGGACGGCGAGGAUGAUCAGCUUGUGAGGAGGAGACGAAGGUCUCAUCUCGAAGGGGACAAUUUGGCUGAAUCAUCUGCUGCUAGAAGGCGCCAAUCCCAAAUCCUGAGCCGUUGGGCUGCAAGGCAAGCUCAGGAGAUGAUUACCACCAUUGAGAGGAGGAAUCGAGAGUCUGAGCUGAUUGCUCUGGCUGGUUUGCAAACUGUCUCCAUGCUCGAUUCGUCUUUCCUCAGGGAGUCUCAGCCUCCAUCCUCAAGGCGUCAGGGUGGUGUUAGCGAGAGGCCUAACACUCAAGCAUCUGGGAUCUUGCAGAUGUGGAGGGAGUUGGAAGAUGAGCAUGUUGUGAACAGGGCGCGUGAGAGGGUGAGAGAGAGAUUGAGGCAUCAGAGGAGUGCUGAGUCUAAUACUAACUUGUCUGGCUCUGUUGCAUCGGAGAGUCAGGUGAGUGAGAACAAUGAGAGUCCGAGGGAUUCGAGUGAGAGUGAGAAUGAUUAUGGAGCUUGGUCACAUGAUCGGAAUGAGAAUGGGGAUAAUAAUCUUUCCAGUAGGGAGCAGUCUCCUGAUCUUGGGGAUGGUGAGAGGGAAAGGGUGAGGCAUAUUAUCCGUGGAUGGAUGGAUAGUGGGAUUAAUGAUCGUUCGUCUAAUGUGAGGCCGAGAGAUAAUAACCGUAGAGCGGAGUGGCUUGGUGAUACUGAACGGGAAAGAGUCAGGGUUAUAAGGGAGUGGAUGCAAAUGACAAGUCAGCAGAGAGGAGCGGGAGCUCUUGCAACACCGAGAGAAGACCAGAGGUCUCUUACUUCUCAAGUCGAUGGGAAUCAUGACAGGGUCGGUACAGGGUUAGCUGUUAACCGUGAAGAAGGACAACCGCAACCGCAACUGCAACCGCAACAUGUUCGUCGAGACUUGCGGAGACUAAGAGGAAGGCAAGCGUUAAUUGAUUUGCUCAUGAGGGCUGAGAGAGAGAGACAACGGGAACUUCAGGGCUUGUUGGAGCAUCGUGCAGUCUCUGAUUUUGCUCACCGCAACCGGAUUCAGUCGCUUCUGAGAGGAAGAUUCUUGCGGAACGAGAGACCUGCAGAUCUAGAGAGAAGUCCAUCAACGGCUUCUAGGGAACUUUUUCAGCUAAGAGAAAGACAUACUGUCUCUGGUUUGAGGGAAGGAUUUCAUAACGGGAGGGAAAAUACUGUCCGUGACGAUAGUGAUAAUAGCAACAAUACCACAAACGCUCCCGCAAUUGCUACUACUGCUGAAGAUACUCAGCGUAUAACCGAUGAGAAUUCAACUUCUUCUAGACAAGGGAAUAAUAGUCCCCUUUUGCAUGAGGACUCUAGUAGGUCAGAAAGCAACCUAACAAAUGGAUAUAGAGAUUGGGAAGAGGAUACCAAUCAAAGAAGGGAAUGGGAGGACGACGUCACAACAGAUGAGAGGUUAAAUUUGCAACAAACAAUGUUAACGCAAUUUAAUGGAUUGGGAAAUGGUAACGCAAAUAUAGUCCGGGACGACACCUCGGUCAGUGACACAACGGUCAGUGACCUGCACCGAGAAUCCUCAGGGAUUACAAAUGAUGAAGAUCACACAGAAGAAGGUCAUGGUGUUUGGGAGGAGGAUAGCUCUAGACAACCUGAUGGGAACUGGCCCGAGACAUCGUCAGAAGGCCCAAGGAGUCCCCGCGUAGUACCAUUGAGAAGAUUAAGCAGGUUCCAUCCACCUGAGGAUGACAAUGUUUACAGCAUUGAACUCAGGGAACUCCUAAGCAGGAGAACGGUUUCUAAUCUACUACAUAGUGGAUUUCGUGAAAGUCUGGAUCAGCUGAUACAAUCAUAUGCUGAAAGGAGAGGACACACUCAAGUAGACUGGGAUCUACACGAUAACCUGGAAACAGCAAUCCCUGAUUCUCCAGAACGUGAGACAGACAACCAAGUAUUUGUACGGAACGAUAACCAGUUUAAUGGUCCACAAUUGCUUUCCGCUCCACCUUUGCCUCCACCCCAGCCAAUUUGGCAUCAAGACUUGCACCACACUAGCUGGUCUCAUCACUCUAUGCCUCGAUCUGAAAUUGAAUGGGAGGUAAUGAACGACCUAAGAGGAGACGUGGCAAGACUACAACAAGGGAUGAGCCAGAUGCAGAGAAUGCUUGAAGCCUGCAUGGAUAUGCAGUUGGAGCUGCAGCGUUCGGUUAGACAAGAGGUCUCUGCUGCCUUGAACCGACCUGCAGGUGGCCAAGCAGCAGGUACGAGCUCGGAAACAUCAGAGGACGGAUCAAGAUGGAGCAAUGUAAGGAAAGGGACUUGUUGCGUUUGCUGUGACAACCACAUUGAUGCCCUCUUGUAUAGAUGUGGGCACAUGUGUACUUGCUCAAAAUGUGCGAAUGAGCUUGUAAGGACCGGAGGUAAGUGUCCGCUUUGUAGAGCACCCAUCAUGGAGGUCAUCCGGGCCUACUCCAUUUUAUAA
Microthlaspi erraticum is the source of this 2601-nucleotide messenger RNA. The record is from the annotation of a GenBank genome assembly. NCBI's taxonomy places the organism in Eukaryota, Viridiplantae, Streptophyta, Magnoliopsida, Brassicales, Brassicaceae.